GACUCAACUCAUUGUGGGCUGACUGAAAGGGAAAUUAGAGCCAUCCUCCUUUCUUACUCCUACAUGCAGUCUCCUACAUAUACUAUUUUCCUCAGAUGCAUGUUACUUCAAAGAACUUUCCCCUCCUCAAUAAUAACACUUCUUCUUCAUUUACUUCCAAAAGUAGAAGAAAUAGAAUUCACAGAUAGAGUUAUGGGAAACUGCUGGCUUAAGCCUGUAAAACAUCUUCCCAACAGCAAACACACUAGCCCAGUUCAUGAUAAAGUAUUGACCGAAAAGGAGACUACCAACACAAGCAAGAGUGCAAGCACAAGCACCACCACCACCUGCUCACCGCCGUCUCCGGUAGAGAGGGACGGUGUGGGAGCAGGCGGCAAUGGUGGUCAGGUGGUUCCUUCGAGUGGGCAUAUAAUUGUCCCAAAUUUGAAGCCUUUCAAAUUGGGUGAGCUAAAGAGUUCAACUAGGAAUUUUAGGCCAGAUACUAUGUUGGGAGAAGGAGGGUUUGGAAAGGUGUUUAAGGGUUGGAUUGACCCCAAAACCUAUGCAGCUUCCAAAGUUGGUGUUGGCAUUCCAGUUGCUGUCAAGAAAUCCAGUCCGGAUAGCGAGCAAGGAUUGAAAGAAUGGCAGGCAGAAGUAAAGUUUUUAGGGAAAUUUUCUCACCCAAAUCUGGUCAAGCUAUUUGGAUAUUGUUGGGAGGACAAGCAAUUUCUUCUUGUUUAUGAAUACAUGCAGAAGGGAAGCCUAGAAAGUCAUCUUUUCCGAAAGAAGGGAGGAGAGCCACUUUCUUGGGACACAAGGAUCAAAAUUGCAAUAGGAGCAGCUAAAGGGCUUGUUUUCUUGCACAAUACUGAGAAUAGUGUCAUUUAUAGAGAUUUCAAAGCAUCCAAUGUUUUACUUGAUGGGGACUUCAAUGCAAAACUUUCCGACUUUGGACUUGCCAAGUUUGGUCCCGUUGACGGUAAUUCACACGUUACAACUGACGUCGUAGGGACGUAUGGUUAUGCAGCUCCCGAAUACAUGUCCACAGGCCAUUUAUAUGUGAAGAGUGAUGUGUAUGGGUUUGGAGUAGUACUACUUGAAAUAAUAACUGGUAUGAGGGUUCUUGAUUCAAGCCGGCAACCCCAUCAAUAUAAUUUAGUCAAGUGGACAAAACCCUUACUUCCAAACAAAAACAAGCUGAGGAACUUAAUGGAUCCUCGUCUGGAGCAUGGUUACCCAUUCCAAGCUGCUUCUCAAGUGGCUGAGCUCAUCAUAAGGUGUCUCGACCCUCAAUGUAAACUCCGACCUGACAUGGAACAAGUGUUAGGGAAACUAGAGAAGAUCAGUAAGAUGGAGAUGACUCCAAAGGAUUUGAAAGCUCAAACCAAACAUCUCAAGGAUGAGGAGCGUCGCCGCCGGAAGCGGUCAUCCACACUCCCAACCAACCACGGAGGAAUUGGUCAUACCGGUGGUGGACAUUCUCAGCAUGAAUAUCAAAGCUAUUAAAUAAAUAUAUGUAGAUUUAUACAAGUAAAUGUAUGGAGCAUGCUAACGUACUCACUAUGGUGCACGUUGACGCGAUGAAUGAUCAUGAUUCAUUCAUCUAAAAUAUUUAGAUAAUCAUGGUCACUCAUCAUGCCAACAUACUUCGUAAUGAGCACAUUAACAUGCUCCAUAUGCUUUUUGAUGAUUAUACUCUGCAUUACAUUUUUCUUCCCUUUCUAUUUUUUUAUGCAUGUAAUAGCAUCUAUGAAGAAAUUGUGAGAAUAAUGGAAUGACUUACCCAAUUGGAAACCCUAGAUGUUAUAUAUAUCAUAAGUAGAGUUCUGAGUACAUUAGGAAAC
This is a messenger RNA of Cuscuta europaea, 1823 nucleotides long. The record is from the annotation of a GenBank genome assembly. Lineage: Eukaryota; Viridiplantae; Streptophyta; Magnoliopsida; Solanales; Convolvulaceae.